Molecule: messenger RNA, 1115 nt
Organism: Vitrella brassicaformis
Lineage: Eukaryota; Vitrellaceae
Source: the annotation of a GenBank genome assembly
GGCAGUGUCUCCGACGUCGAAGGUCUGUGUGAGAAGCUGUUUCCCUCCUUUGGCAUACAUGGCCUCCAUCACAUCGACUUUUCCUGCCGCGGCAGCAUACAUGAAUGGCGUGAGACUACCCUCGCAACCCACACACACACACACAAUCGACCCUCACUGAGGCGUCAGAGACAUGACAGAGACAUGUGUGUGGUCUGUUACAUCGUCGGGUGAAUAGAGCAGUUUGGGAUCCCACUCCAGCAGCUGAUUGACCGCCGCAACAUGGCCAUACUCGGCAGCCAAGUACAUUGCAUUAUCACCACCCUGUUACAUUCCAUCACAGCCAACGCACAUCUCCUCAUCACAAGUAGCAGCACACAAGAUGGUUUGGCUGUGUUGGUACCCCCGUUGUUUGCUGCAGUACGUCAGGUUUGCUCUCGUACAUGACCGACAUGACGCCCACGUGACCCUCCUCCACAGCUCGAAGGAAGGGGGUGAACUGCGCGCAGAAAUGAGAACACACAACAGACCACUGAAUGCAUUCCUGCGUCAUCUUCACGACUGCAUACCUUCAACUUGCUCUCGUCUCGUUUGUCGAGAAUGUGAUUGCCGUCCUUGCUGAUGAGCAAACGAAGGGUCUGGGACUGCUCAUCGCCGGCCAGGACGGCAUCAAAGACGUCAGUCUGACACACGACAAUGAUAUCGAUAGUUCAUUGGCGUAUUGCCUUCUCACGUGCUCGAUGCUCAUGGGUGAACUCUGGGCACCGUCGUCACUGACGUCUGAUCAAGAGAUCAUAAGAAAAUAUACGAUCUCCCUCCAGCGUAUCAUCGGGAGUCCCGCACCUGCCUGUGCCUCUGCCAGCCAGGUGCCGUCAGCCCAUUCACCUGUUCUCGAUUCACCUGCACGAAUGACAUCCGUACACAACUCCUUGAGCUGUCUGCGGUGCUUACCUGUUGCAGUGGUAUAUGUCCCUUUGCCAUGCAUCUUGCCGGCCUUCCACUCGCCCUGAAAAGCAGACAGGACACAGAUGAUGAUGAAGUGGCUUACGGGAUUUGAGUCUCUCACGCACCUCGUAGCAGCGGCCGUCGGGCCACGAGAGUUUGCCCAUCCGUGUUUCUUGUCAUGGCAGUAUUGG